Molecule: messenger RNA, 1892 nt
Organism: Erythranthe guttata (spotted monkey flower)
Lineage: Eukaryota; Viridiplantae; Streptophyta; Magnoliopsida; Lamiales; Phrymaceae
Product: protein GRAVITROPIC IN THE LIGHT 1
Biological process (GO): response to red or far red light; negative gravitropism
Source: RefSeq, a predicted model, not a curated record
UCUUUUAUGUGGCUCAUAAUCUAUUCCAAUUGGCUAUAGCAUUAAAUUAGAUUCCUCAUUACAAAACAUUUAUUCAAGAUUUUCUUUUUAAUGCUUUCACAAACCAUCUAAACAAAUAAAGAUUUCUUUUUUUUUUUUAAUUUUUUUUUCUUCAGACAAUCUACCAGUCUUCAUCCGAGGAAAAACUGAUGAGGGUGCUUUUGUGAUUAAUUUCUUGGGAUUUACGCUGCUCUGAACACAAGCCUAAAUCUGCCGCAGCUUCUUUGUCUGUGUGGUUAAUUUUCUUUUCUUGGAAGAUGGAUUCGGUUAAACGUUCUGCUUUGACCCCAACCAAGAGUCGACUGGCCAGCACAUUCGCCAAGGUUUUCCAUGCUCGAUCCGUCAAAGGGAUAUCUCCAGACUGUGGAAUCAAAAAGACAAAAUCCCAUGGAAAGACGAAGAAAGAUCGCACCGAAAUCCCUUCUCCCGGAAACGAAGACGACAAGGAGCUGCAAAAUUGGGCAGUUAGAGAAGCUUUUCUCUCGAAACUCUUUGCCGGAAUCUCGACUAUCAAAUCCGCGUACGCCCAAUUGCAAUUCGCUCAAUCUCCCUACGACUCUGACGGGAUUCAAGCCGCAGAUCAGACGGUUGUAUCCGAGCUGACAAAUUUGUCCGAAUUAAAACAGUGCUACUUAAAGAAGCAGCUGGACGACGAGAAAUCUCCGGAGACGACUCUCCUCUUGUCUGAAAUUCAAGAACAGAGUAGCCUUCUCAAAACUUACGAGAUAACGACCAAGAAGUUGGAUUCUCAACUCAUGCUUAAGGAUUCCGAAAUCACUUUUCUUAAGGAGAAGUUGGCAGAAGCCGACAAGGAGAACAAAACCCUCGGAAAAAAGCUAAACGCAAGCGGGCCGUUAUUUAUGCCCGAUAAUAUUCAGUUAUUAUCCGAUUUAAAGCCCAGCCAUUUUAAUGCUUAUCUACGAACGGCAUUAAAAUCAAUCCGCAGCUUCGUUAAGUUGAUGAUUAGCGAAAUGGAAUCUGCUGACUGGGAUUUGGAUGCUGCUGCGAGUGCGAUCGAGCCAGGUGUCUCUUUUUGGAAACCGAAUCAUAAAUGCUUCGCGUUCGAAUCGUUCGUGUGCAAACACAUGUUCGACGGCUUCAAUUACCCGAACGAGGGGCAAGAAGAAAAAACCCGCGCCCUAUUCUUCGAGACAUUCACGGAGAUGACGAAAUACGCGGGGCCCGCAAGUGGUUACCUAGCCAAGAAACCUAAAUCGGAGUUUGCGAGAUUUUGCCGCGAGAAGUACUCAAGGCUCGUGCACCCGAAGAUGGAGGAAUCCAUUUUUGGUAAUUUGAAUCAACGAGAUUUGUUGGGGUCCGGUGAUUUUUUUCCGGAGACUUCCUUCUUCUCUGCAUUUAGUGAGAUGGCGAAACGUGUGUGGGUCCUACGCUGCAUGGCGUUGUCAUUCGACAGGGAGCUGUCUGUGUAUCAAGUGAAGAAAGGAAGUCGAUUUUCGGAAGUUUACAUGGAGAGUUUGAGUGACGAGGCUUUCUUGUUUUCCGAUAAGGACGCACCGGAGAACGAUCCUCGAGUGGCUUUCACGGUGGUGCCGGGGUUUAGGGUCGGUGAGAUUAUCAUUCAGUGUCAGGUUUAUUUAUGCUGACUAUAAUAAAAUACAUAUGGGCUACAAUUUGAACUUGGUUCUUGAUUUAGUGUUUUUUAUUUUAUUUUUAUUUAAUUUAUUUUAUGGAGAAGAAAUGUUGAUGUAGUGCAGAUAGAACAUGGGGGAGAUUUUCUUGCUGGAUUGCUUUUAUGCUUUUUCAAGGGCUCUCCCCAAUUUUGUUAAUACAUUGAUACUAACUGUACAUUGUAGCUUUCUGUUUUAAAUUUUAUAUUUUAUUUUAUUUUAUUU